UUUUCCAACCACCAUUCUCAGCCUCGCCCCUCGAGCCCUAGCAAACCACUACCCUUUUCCCGACGCGGCGGCGCGGGAGGCGAGAUCACCGGCCGGCGGGUCCUACCCCUUCUCCCCGUCCGCUUGUCCAGCCGAACACCACCGCCGAGCGGGCGCCUCUGUCCGCCGAAUCCCAGCGCGCCGCCCGGUCGCCCAAGGGUUCUCCUCCUCUCGCCGCCGUCGCCUACCCCCCGCGCUCUGCUGGUGCUGGGCCGGCGUCGAGCGGAGCGGGGAUACAAUCGAGCUCGGGUCGAUUUUGUCUUGGACCUGUUGUUGUGCAGAUGCCAGAAGCAGAGUGGAAUGAUGAACGCACUAGAAUUAUCUGUGAACUUUUUGUCGAACAAGUUCAUGCUGGGAACAGGCCAAACACCCAUCUGAACAACAUUGGUUACCAUACAGUUGCCACCAAGUUUCAGCAGAGGACACAGCUUCACUAUACAAAGCUGCAGCUUAAGAACAAAUGGGACAAGUUUAAGAGUGAUUACAUCACUUGGAAGAAGCUGCUUGUAGUGGGGGCGGGUUUACCCUGGGACUCGGCAAGGGGAACAUUCGUUGCUGACGAUGAAUGGUGGAAGAAGACAAAUAAGGAGCUGCCUGGUGCAAGGAGAUACCGCAAUCUUGGUCUGCAACACGAGGAUAAGUUGAAAAUAAUGUUUGACUACAUCACCAGUAAUGGCGUGGAUCCUUCACCACCUGCUCCAGAAAGCCCGAAGAAUGGUUUUGAUCAUUCGCCACCUGCUGCAAGUGGUUUGCCAUCUGCUGCUGACAGCCCCAUGAAUGGAGUGGAUCAUUUGGUUCUGACCGCAAAUAGUCUGCCAUCUGCUCCAGACAGAGUAGAUCAUUCGCCGGAGGCCACACAUGGUCUCCCAUGCGCCGCCAUGAAUGGUGUGCACCUGGAUGGAUCAGACAACAAUGCUGAAGGUAAUGAUGACGCACAUCGAGAGCCUGUGUUUCAGUAUACCUCAAACAGGAGGAAGAGACCUAUUCAUGUGAUUGCGACGAAGAAGAACAAGAAAAGUAAGGCUGAAACUGCUCUGCUCAUGCAGUCUCACUUGAGUCGCAUAGCGGAGCUGGCUCAAAAAGCACAGGACACUUUCGAGAAGUUCAGCUCCCAGGCUGACACACAGCCAUGGCCUAGCAUCCAGGAUGUCAUGACAUUGGUUCGUGAAUGUGGAGCACGGUCCGGAAGCAACGAACAUUUCAUUGCGACUGAGCUGUUCGUCAGCAGAGAACAGAGGGAGAUGUUCAUGACCAUGGAAACGGCCGAAGAACGGUUCCAGUGGCUUCGAAGGAAGUAUAUUGUCAAGUAUCUAUCAAAUACAAAUUUGGGUCCUAGAUAAAUGACCCUAGACCUUUAUUUUAGGUUCCGUGCUAAAUGUUUUAGGUUUUUUUAUUGACAUGACUCAUUUUUUACCGUAUCCUGACUAGUGUGCAUUAUAUCCUGACAAGUAUGGUUGUAAAGUCUCAUCUCAGAAUGCGUAGCUGAACUCUGGUCUCACUUGUUUUCUGUGUAGCAUUAUCUUUUAUGAUAUUAUGUUAACAUAAAUUACAUAUGUACAUUCAAGUUGUGAGUUUGUACAUCUGAAUAUGAAUACAUAAUUGCUUAUGCUCAUAUCUGAAUAUGAAUACGUAAUUGUAGGAAGAAUUGGGCCGAAAUGGGGUUGGGCCUUUUCAAGUAGUCACAACGGCCCAGCUAUAUGCUCCCCCAUUUUCCAACCGCGCGAAUUGAGCAUUAUCCAUCCAAAACUCCGAAGGGAACGGCAGCGACGCUCGCUCGCCGGAGCUUCACCCGCGCUGCCGCUUCCUUUCCAGCGGCUAGUAGUGUCCACGCGAUGGCCGCGUGCGCCGCUCGCUGCCUCUUCAUGUUUCCCCUCCUGCCCCCGAAAUUCCCGCUGCCUCAUCCUCCACUCAGGCGGCGGCGCGGGGGCGGGGGCGGGGCCUGCAUUGGUGCUGCCCGCUGCAGCCCCGAGGCCAGCGGUGGGUGGGGAGGCAUUGUCGAGGACGACCUUGCUGAGCUGCUGCAGAUUCUACCAAGAGAUUUACGAGAUAAUCUGCAGAAUGAACCUAGAAAGGACCAGCUGUUGGAGGUCGUUCUGGAUUUGGGGAGACGACCAGAGGCACGUUUCCUUGGUGACUCUGGUGGCCAAUAUCUAAGGGACAGUGAGGUAUGGUACUGCCAUGCAAUCUCAAAUUCGUAAAAUUAUGUUUACUUUGUUUGUGUGUACUUGCCUUGUCAAUAUUGUGAAACCCAAUCAUAUGGUCAAAGGAACAUGGAAAGUCAUUUUUGUUUCCAUGCACUAUUAUUAGUGUCAACCUUGCAUCUUUCGUAUGAUAUAAGUUGGAAAUCAUAUUAGUCAGUCUCAAGCCUGCUUCUGACUGGCAGCGAGUUCCAUUCUGGUCACAGAUAUGUACUGAUCACAUGCAUAAUAAUAUUUUCUUUUUUAGUGCACACAAAGAAAAAUGUGAAUUGGCACGCAAAAUCACAGUUAAUAUGUCCUCUUAAUUGUAUUUGGCAUAUGAUAGAUCUCACAGCAAGAGUUGGAGGCAGCUCAGCAAGCUGUAGGUGAGUUUGGAGGUGACAACCGUGCAGGAAUUGAAGGUACUUUACAUAGAAUAUCUGCUAUAAGGAGCAGAAAAGGAAUGGUUGUUGGUUUGACCUGUCGAGUUGGCCGAGCUGUUACUGGACAUGUUGAUAUGGUCCGUGAUCUCCUAAAUUACAAAGAAAACAUUCUGUUUUUGGGAAGGUACCUCACCUUGUUUCUUCAUCAUGAGGAUCUUGAUUGCUUCUUCCAUCUGUCUUUUUACAGAUUAAGAUGAUAAAAAUGAAGCUAGUAGAUAGUUGUGUUCUAUGAGUACACACUGCAUGGGGAUAUCAUUAGGACUACAACCGUAAAAUAUAUGGUGAUAUAUAUGUUAUUCAGGAAUGGAGAGCAACAGGAGUCUAGGGUUGUGCUUUUUGUGUCGAUAUUUUUUAUGUUUUUUCAAUGGGUCCUGUUUUUUACCGAAUGAAGCUGAAGUAGAUUUCCAGAAUGCUCAAGAAUAAAUUCAUAAGUAUUUUCUUGAUAUGUGACAGCACCAAGAUAUUGAACCUAUAAGUUAAAAAUGUUUAAAAUAAAAAUACUGGAAACCAACAUUUUUGUCAAGUGCAAUCCUGCAUUCAUGAACCAGUUCAGGAAGUUUCACGAAUGCUUUAGAGCCAUUGGUAUAUACAUUUUUGUGUUUGUUGUGUGCCAUUUCCUUAUUUGGGCAUCGAGCAAGAUUUAUGUAGUGCACAUUAUUUUGUUUAUUCAGGCCUGGGGUAGGCAAGACAACUGUUAUGCGUGAGAUUGCACGUGUUCUAGCAGAUGAAUUUCAGAAAAGAGUGGGCAGGUAAUUGUGGACACAAGUAAUGAGAUUGGUGGGGAUGGAGAUAUUCCUCAUGCUGCUAUUGGUGGUGCAAGAAGAAUGCAAGUUCCUGAGCCAUCAAUGCAGCAUAGAGUAAUGAUUGAAGCAGUUGAAAACCAUAUGCCUGAGGUGGUUAUUGUAGAUGAGAUUGGAACUGAAGCAGAAGCACAAGCUUGCCGCUCAAUUGCAGAAAGGGGUGUGAUGCUUAUUGGUACUGCCCAUGGAGAACGGCUUGCGAAUAUCAUUAAAAAUCCGACCUUAUCUGACUUGAUUGGAGGUGUAGAAACUGUUACUCUCGGUGAUGAUGAGGCUCGUGCUCGACGCAGUCAGAAAAGUAUUCUGGAGAGGAAGGCCCCUCCAACAUUCCCAUUCCUUAUUGAGAUGAGGGAGAGGCAUUACUGGGUAACUCAUCGGGUAUGUCUGUUAUUUUUACAUGAACAAUCAAAAUACAGGAAUAAAUACACCUUUCCUUUAAAUGUCAAUAAGAUAAUGGGGGUGUUAGGAAGUGUGUGGUGAUAAUUAGGUUUCUCAGAUUUAGAUAAUGGUGAUAUAUUAUUCGAAAGCAUGAUUUCCUGCUUUGCCGGUGCCAAGAUCUGUGCAUUUUCAAACUAUACAAAUGAAGUUAUGCUAUGUUACAAUAUUCCCAUCACUAAUUCUUUACUAAGGUUGCUUGACCUUUGUUGUAUCAUUGUUAUUGCAUUUUGUAGUCCUGUUCACCACUGUAGCUCCUGCUCUUUUCCCUUUUUUUCUUGAACGCGCAGGAGAACUCCUGCUCUUUUCCCUACAGCCAAGAAAAUUUUCAGAGUUUAGGAUCCUCAAUAUAGUCUACUCGUAAAAAGAUGUGAUGGUAAUUUAUGUUCUCCAGUUGAGCCAAUCCUAAUAUACUGUGCCUAUUUUGUUUCUGCAGACAGAAAGGAGUGUGGAUAUGCUACUUCAUGGAAAGAAGCCACUGGUUGAGGUAACAUUCUACCUAGCAUGUCUCUACCAGUUUUUUGGUACGACCGUAUGAGGAAUUUCAAGGGUUCUUUGUGGUUGUUUGAGCAGAUAUUGCUGUGAUCUACAGAAAUGGGAAUUAGGAUCAUUUCAGUUGUUUCUAUGCCUAUAUUCUUGUUUCAUUGUUUGCUUCAGCGGUAAAUCUCAUUUUAAAGCAUGCCAUCUUAACACGCACUUGUUGCUAUACUGCUAUGUUUAUUCGAACCGAUGAACUCUUUAUACAAAUGUAGAGUAUAUUUUUGACAGUUUUGUUACAGAAUUUUCAAGUGAUUAUUUUGUCUAGUGAAGCAUGCUUUUAGCAAAACUUUAAUUUCCAUUGGUGACUAAUCGUAUUACAGGUAAGGAAAAGGGAUAACGAAUUUCAAGUUGUUAUUGAAAGAUGGGCAACAUAUGAUGGAGAUGGACUCUGAACUCCAAAUUCACACCUUAUAAUUUCUUCUAUCAAAUCACGUGCUAUCAACUAUACUGAGCCUCUUAUUCUGAGGUGGUAUGGGCUGAUCCUAAUCCCAAAGGAUUUCAAUGGUCUUGGUAUUCUGGUCAAGUUACUGACACUACACAUUUAGAUGGUGAAUUAAAAGAAGAAGAAGAAGAAGCAUCUUUGGUCAACUACAUGGUGAACAUUUGACUGAUUACCUAUGGCAAGCUUGUUGUUACAUAUUAAUACACUGCAGAUAAUUUCAUACUAAUUAGGUAGAAGGUACUACUUUGUGUCUGUAUCAGGUAUUGUUAGCACUCUGUUAAAUUGUUGUACCAAUUUGAAUGUAUAUUUCAAUAUAUGUAUUUUCUUCUAAAAAAAUCUGUGUAUACAUCUAAAUUGUAUGAUGUGUACUUAUCAUUUUAGCUGUUCCUAAUAUACUCAUAUUCAUUUUCUAUAUUUA
Messenger RNA from Panicum virgatum (switchgrass), 5294 nucleotides. RefSeq lists its product as uncharacterized. The record is from RefSeq and is a predicted model, not a curated record. Gene Ontology annotation, molecular function: ATP hydrolysis activity. The transcript has 8 exons. NCBI's taxonomy places the organism in Eukaryota, Viridiplantae, Streptophyta, Magnoliopsida, Poales, Poaceae. The coding region runs from base 321 to 1379 and encodes 352 amino acids.